AUGAUGGACUUGUAAUGGAUCAAAAUCAUGAUGAUGUUGAUGAUGAUCAAGAUGAUGAUCAGGAUGAUGAUGAUGAUGAUGUUUCAUCACCAAUCAUAUUGAAUAGUGAUAGUGAAACAACAACAACAACAAUAACUGCAACAACAACAACAUCGACAACAACAACAACUUCGACAACAACAACAAAUUUUUAUUAUCAAGAUUCGAAUAAUUUAAAAAUUAAUAAAAAGAAAUCAAAUUAUCAAUCAAGAUUAAAUAAUAAUAAUGAUUCGAAUAAUAAUAAUGGACAAAGUGUAAAUGGAAAAGGUGGUAAACCACGUCGUGCACGUACAGCAUUUACCUAUGAACAAUUGGUUGCAUUGGAAAAUAAAUUUAAAAAUACACGUUAUUUAUCGGUUUGUGAACGUUUAAAUCUUGCACUUUCAUUACGAUUAACUGAAACACAAGUAAAAAUUUGGUUUCAAAAUCGUCGUACAAAAUGGAAAAAACAGAAUCCCGGUAUGGAUGCUAAUAAUCCUACCGGUAAUAAUAAUAAUGUUGGUGGUGUGGGUGGUAGUAGUAUUAUCGAUACAAUCGGUAAUAAUAUUGGAAAUGGAAAUAUUAUUGAUAAUCAAUCAGCAAUGGCUAUUGGUCAUCAUCAUCCUCAUCAUCAUCAUGGACAUCAUCCAUUAGGUACGACAACAACAACAUCAUCAUCAUCAUCAUCACAUCCAACAUUUCCAUCGGCAGCAUUUUUAUAUGCAACACAAUUGGCCAAUUCAUUUGUAGCUGCUAAUCAUCAUCAUCAACAUCCACAUCAUAAUAAUAAUCAAACGACCAAUAAUAACAAUAUACAAUCAUCACCUGUAGCAAAUCAUUUGAUUGCUGCUGCAGCAGCAGCCGCAUCAUUUAAUGUUCAUCAACAACAUCAACAGCACCAGCAGCAAAAACAUUCUGUUUUAUUAUCAUCAACAUCAUCAAGAUCAUCACCAUCGUCAUCAUCAUCAUCAUCUUCACCGAUUGCCAUAUCAUCAUCAACAACAACGACAGCUACGACGACUACUACAGCCACAUCUGGUAAUCAUACAAAUGGAACAUUUUUAACAACGGCUAUUUCAACUUAAAUGUAGUGUGUGUGUGUGUAAUAUUGAAAAAUCGAUGACCAGAAUAAUCUAUAGAUAUUCAUUGUUUUUUCCUCCAAAUAAUUUGUUAUCCAAUUAUCCAUCAAUGAAUUUUCGGUAUUAAAA
Dermatophagoides pteronyssinus (European house dust mite) is the source of this 1226-nucleotide messenger RNA. RefSeq lists its product as uncharacterized. Gene Ontology annotation, molecular function: RNA polymerase II cis-regulatory region sequence-specific DNA binding; DNA-binding transcription factor activity, RNA polymerase II-specific. The record is from RefSeq and is a predicted model, not a curated record. Gene Ontology annotation, biological process: regulation of transcription by RNA polymerase II; cell differentiation. Gene Ontology annotation, cellular component: nucleus. Lineage: Eukaryota; Metazoa; Arthropoda; Arachnida; Sarcoptiformes; Pyroglyphidae.